AUGUCCUCGUCACUUGUGGCCGUGUACGAGCAGGCAUGCAAGAAUGCCUCCGUGGCACCCAACUCGGCGCUAUUCUGUUGCUUCGCCGCCACCAACCAAGCCAUGCCACUUCAGGUGUUGUCUCUCAGCGCGAACCUUAUCGGACCGCGUGGGCUAGCGGCGCUGUUGCCUGUACUGCGCGAGUGUCGGCUCACUUUGCACAGUGUCGACCUCAGUCACAACAACCUCGGCAACGGUGCGGUUCGUCAGCUAGUACUCUGUCUUUCGAACGGUGGCUUUGCCGCGCUGCGCCGACUCGAGCUGCGCGGCAACCCACUGACAUAUCAGGCUGGCAAGUGUCUUGUCCACUGGUGUGAGGGGCUGCAGACGGUGAGGCAAGCACCCGGCACUCAGGGCGCCGGCAUUGGUGAAGCAGACAGCGGCAGCACAGAUACUUUCACUGCAGCCCGGCCAUCGGACGCACUAGCGUCGCCGCGUUACGGCACAGAGUACUGGUGUGAUGCGGUCGACGUCGACAUCAACUACGUUGGCAUCGAAGGCACCGCCAUGUCGGAGUCGUUGCAGAGGGCUCUGCAGCACCGAAUCGCUGCUGCCAUUGCACGUCGUAAGGCACGUCGGCGGGGGGACAGCUCGCAGCCAAGGAGCCGCGGCCGCAACAGCAGCCACGCUCUCACCCGCAAGUCGGCUUCGGUGCCAAGCACUUCCGAUGCGUCUGAUUCUCAACCGCAGCUCUUGAUGGAUGCCCAGAGUACUAAGGUGAGCACCCCGGAUGUCCUCCCGAUCAUGGCUGAGGUGCACCCGUCCGCGCUGAGCCUGGAAGACUUGCCUAAGGACGACGACGACAAACAGCAGCAGAAUGACAGCAUGACAGUCGCAGUCGCCGCCACAGACACUCGUGAGGCAGGCAUUCCCGGCUUUCUUCAGGAUGAUACAGAUGUGAAUGUUCUUCACACGCCUGCUAACGAUGACGCCAGCGGUGCGGCGGCCGCUGUGACAAGAUCUGUCGUCCUGGAUGACUUCCGACCCCUUCACCCCACCCGGAAUGUCGUCAUCAGCGCUGACGGUGCUGCCGGCUCGCCUUUGGCUGCUGACGCAGACCUCCAGCAGCGGUCGCUGGAAAGGCACCGUCGAUCGCGCUCCGCGGCAAAACCGCUACCCUUUCAGAGCCCCUCCCCGAGUGAGGGCAACGGAACUGGUGCCCGGCGCGCUGUCUCGAGUGUGUCCCAGGCGUCGUUGCCGUCCACGCCUUUGCCCUCCUCGGAGGCCUUCGCGCUGUACCCAAUGGAGCCGUCCGCAUCGCAGCAGCAGCAAGAAGUGGGGCAGCGCCUUUCUUCUCCUCCGCUCAAGACCGCCUCGAACAUCCUCGAUGAGCUGGGGCUUGAGGCUGAGGCCGAGGCAGCUGGCAGUGCUGGUGCUACGGGAUAUGAUUCCGAUGCGUUCCCUAUGUGGCUCGAGGAGAUGUAG
Leishmania braziliensis MHOM/BR/75/M2904 is the source of this 1464-nucleotide messenger RNA. RefSeq lists its product as hypothetical. NCBI's taxonomy places the organism in Eukaryota, Euglenozoa, Kinetoplastea, Trypanosomatida, Trypanosomatidae. The record is from RefSeq and is a predicted model, not a curated record. The transcript has a single exon. Bases 1 to 1464 code for a protein of 487 amino acids. Gene Ontology annotation, molecular function: protein binding.